This is a messenger RNA of Ilex paraguariensis (yerba mate), 1933 nucleotides long. Lineage: Eukaryota; Viridiplantae; Streptophyta; Magnoliopsida; Aquifoliales; Aquifoliaceae. The record is from the annotation of a GenBank genome assembly.
AACAUUUGUAUCAACCUAUAUCCAACAGAGCAUCUAUUGCACAACAUAGAUAUCACUACAGAGUGAGUGUGGGUGUGAGAAGGAGAGAGUGUGUGUGAAUAUCAAGACUUUAUUGUUAAGUUACAGAGAGAAAAUUUGUGUGUUUCUAUUACAAUGAUUUCGGUUCGACCUACUCUUUCUCCCGCCAAACUAUCUUUUUCUUCUCGACGUGGUUUUUGUAUCUCUUCUGCUUAUAACCCAUCUCGAAGACUCGCUCUCUUCCACCUCAGCAGCGUGAUUCCCCAGUCACAGUUGUUGGAUGUAAAAGCAUCUCCAUGGCUGAGAGUGGAUGGGAACAAAAUAGAGACCAGCCCAACUGCAAAUAAGACGCAACCAAGCCCUGCUGUAACUGAGGAGAAUAUGUUAGAGUGGGCCAACAAAGACAACCGAAGACUGCUUCAUGUUGUUUAUCGUGUUGGGGAUUUGGAGAAGACCAUAAAAUUUUACACUGGGUGCCUGGGCAUGAAGCUGUUGAGAAAACGGGACAUACCAGAGGAACAAUAUGCAAAUGCUUUUCUAGCAUAUGGGCCAGAAGAUUCUCAUUUUGCUGUUGAACUUACUUACAAUUAUGGAGUUGACAAGUUUGACAUUGGAACUGGCUUUGGACAUUUUGGUGUUGCAGUUGAGGAUGCUGCGAAAACUGUAGAUCUUGUAAAAGCUAAGGGUGGCAAAGUUACCCGAGAUCCUGGUCCUGUCAAAGGUGGUAGUACGGUAAUUGCUUUCAUUGAAGAUCCAGAUGGUUACAAGUUUGAGCUUUUGGAGAGAGAGCCUACUCCCGAGCCCCUAUGUCAAGUAAUGCUGCGAGUGGGUGAUCUUGACCGCUCGAUAAAUUUCUAUAAGAAGGCUUUUGGCAUGGAGCUUCUCCGGAAAAGAGAUAACCCUGAGUAUAAGUACACAAUAGCCAUGAUGGGCUAUGGUCCUGAAGACAAAAAUGCAGUUCUGGAAUUGACAUAUAACUAUGGGGUCAAAGAAUAUGACAAAGGAAAUGGUUAUGCCCAGAUUGCGAUAGGUACAGAUGAUGUCUAUAAAGCUGCAGAAAUAGUCAAACGGAGUGGAGGGACUAUUACCCGUGAACCUGGGCCAUUGCCUGUUAUCAACACCAAGAUUACAGCCUGCUUGGAUCCUGAUGGUUGGAAAUCGGAAAAAUCAACUUAUCUUGCCAAAUAUGUUCUCCGUAAACUUCAAAUUGAGAUGAUCAUGCAAUGCCAGUUAGCUACCACGGGGUAGAUUUCCAGCCUCAAUGUAAGCUCCCAGAUUAUAAGUUCUGAAUGAGUAGCACCCUCGAUUCUAUGCAAAAUUUGCACUGUGCCAUCUUUUCUGUCUUUGUCGAUAAUAUUGAUUUUCAGAAGGAACUAGAGUGACAGGGCAUUAUUGUCAUUAUAGCAGCCACAUCUCUUGUUUGAAUCUAUGGAAAGGUCCAUAAUUAUGCCCAGUAGAAUCUUCGCUGUUGUUAGAUCAAUUCUGCCAAAAGUGCCCAGUGAGAGAUAAUGUAUAUUUCCUUUGUGUAGCUGCAAUACAAUAUGUACGCAAUCAUAGCAGAUGGAGUUUGAUGUACAUAUCAUGACAGCUGCUUGGGGAAAAUGUAAAUCUAGUUUUCUGCCAAUUGAAAUAUAAGCUCGCUCAAAAUCAUGUCAUGUUUGCACGGCAAUGCAACAUAUGCUGGAUCCCCUCAAUCCACAUCUGUUUGUCACCUUUGUUUCUGCAUUCAAAUUCAAUCACCCUGUCUGCUGUUUUUAUCCCAAAGUAGGCCCUCUGUUCGUUGCUAUCCUGCCACUCUCCUCUGGGCCAUGCUGGGAUGUCUCUAUAGACUCCAGAGACUACACCUGCAGACAUACCAAGGCUCGAUUCAGUGGACAGGGCCAGAUGAACAAGGAGUAAAGGUCAGAGAAGGGAU